Nicotiana tabacum (common tobacco) is the source of this 1785-nucleotide messenger RNA. Its product is annotated as putative magnesium transporter NIPA2. Gene Ontology annotation, cellular component: membrane. Gene Ontology annotation, molecular function: magnesium ion transmembrane transporter activity. The record is from RefSeq and is a predicted model, not a curated record. NCBI's taxonomy places the organism in Eukaryota, Viridiplantae, Streptophyta, Magnoliopsida, Solanales, Solanaceae. Gene Ontology annotation, biological process: magnesium ion transport.
AGUAUAUUCUGCCAGAUAAAAAUGAGAGACAUAGAAGCUGGCUAAAGAAAAAGUUGAAAUAUAUCGAAAAUUUAAACAAUAUUUUGUAGUAACAUAAACUUUUUUCAUCGACCCUUUAUCUUAAAUUCAUCUAUAUUGGGAUAAAGGGCGAUGUUUUAUAUCUUUAGCCACUUUAUUACAUGCAAAACAAACCCAAAAGGGUUUUCAUUAAUGCAGAUAGAAGUUGGUUUUUGAAUUUCUGAAACUUAAAUUGUUAAUCCUCUCCAUUUUUUUUUUAUAAAAAUGAGAGGAAUAUCUGAUAAUGUUCAUGGAGUUAUAUUAGCUAUAUCAUCAAGUAUUUUUAUUGGAUCAAGUUUUAUUAUUAAGAAGAAAGGCCUUAAAAAGGCUAGUGCAACAGGAACAAGGGCAGGUUCAGGAGGCCACUCUUAUCUGUUGGAACCAAUGUGGUGGGCUGGGAUGUUAACUAUGAUAAUUGGAGAGGGAGCUAACUUUGCUGCUUAUGCAUAUGCCCCGGCAAUUCUUGUGACUCCUCUAGGGGCUUUAAGUAUAAUUGUGAGUGCAGUGUUAGCCCAUUUUAUUUUAAAGGAGAGAUUGCACAUAUUUGGUAUUGUUGGUUGUGUCCUCUGUUUGGUUGGCUCUGUUAGUAUCGUCUUACAUGCUCCACUCGAAAGGAAAAUUGAAUCUGUUAUGGAUGUUUGGUACCUAGCAACCGAGCCAGGAUUCAUUAUAUACACAUGCGUAGUCGUGGUGCUGGUAAUUGUCCUUAUUUUCCGGUUUGUGCCUCGUUAUGGGCAGAGGUAUAUGGUCAUUUACAUCGGAAUCUGUUCUCUCACGGGGUCUCUCACGGUUAUGGGUGUGAAAGCAGUUGGAAUCGCGCUUAAGCUUUCAUUUGAAGGAAAGAAUCAGUUCAAGUAUUUCCAAACAUGGUUAUUUACUGUGUUUGUUACAAUCUUUUGCCUUUUACAGCUGAACUAUUUGAACAAGGCACUUGACACAUUCAAUACAGCAGUGGUUUCUCCUGUAUAUUAUGUCAUGUUUACGACACUAACCAUUCUUGCCAGCAUGAUAAUGUUUAAGGACUGGGAUCAUCAGAAUGCAACACAGAUAAUAACAGAAUUAUGUGGCUUUGUAACUAUCCUCUCUGGUACUUUUCUCCUUCACAAAACCAAAGACAUGGGAAAUAGUCCAACAACGAGCAAUAUUCUCCUUCCAAAAACAACCAAAGACACAGAAAGUAAGCCAACGGGCGAAACCCCGAAACUUAUGGAUGAGGUAUGAAGCAAUUUCACAAGGGCUGUGAUCAGAGGCGGAUGCAGGAUUUAAACCACUGAAUUCAUUUUUUGCAAUUAUGGGUUCAAAACUUCGUAUUUGUAGAAAUUUUGGUGAUACUACACAUAUAUUAUUUAUGCCGUGUAAAACUAUUGGGUUCAAUUGAAACAUUAUGUCCGCCUCGGGUUGUGAUCUCCUCUUGCAUCAUGGAAGAUAGAAGCAUUUCUUAUUGGAGAAAACAUUACUAUGCAAACUUAGAAUUCUGAGGAUGAGAGGCAUCUAUUUGAAGCUGGCAAAGAGAGGCAAUGCUUACUCAUUUGUGUUAUUUUGACUUCACUUAUCAUUCCAAGUUUGGAUCACAAUUGACAUGCUUCUUUGAAUGUACAUUGAUAUUGUGAGAACAGAGUUGGAUUUGAAACUUGCUGGUAACUAUUUCAUUGUGUAUAUAGUACCUGAGUACAAUCUGUAUACAGUUUUUAUUGGUUAAAUUGUCUAGGUAGUUGUUAUUUUCUUUGA